GCGAUCACGAAAGUCUGUACCAAAGCAAAAGUCUAAAAACAACAGAGAACCAACUAGUUGAUCUCAUCCAAAUAACAAAUUCAGCUAUACAUAGCGACUACUCUCCAGAUAUCCUACUAGGAAUUAUUUCAGAAGCCCAAACAACUACAAUCAACCAACUACUCAAAGUGGUCCAAAGAAAAUAUACACCUACCACACUGAUUCCACAUAAAAUCGAUAAAGCAAUCUAUAAAGACAUCUGGAUACCAAGAUGCCAAAAUGCAGCAAAUCACAACACAACAACCUUGAUAUCUCAGAACCCACCAAUUAUCACAAGCAACCCAGUUACAAAUACAGGCGAACAAAAAAUAAAAGUCAAAGAAACAUCCAAAAGAAAACUACCUGAGGAAUACUUUGCAAAUCUGGAUCUCCUUCCAACAAAUUUAGCCAACCUCCACCUUGCAGUAAGAGACCUAUUUCUCAUUACUGAUAGAAAAUGCCUUAAAGACCUAGGCAAGUAUAGAAGAAAACUUAGCCAAUACUAUGAAGUCAAAACAAUUUCACCCAACUACUUUGACCUGCCACCACCAAAAACUCGUCUGCCCCUGGCAUACUAA
Ambispora leptoticha is the source of this 596-nucleotide messenger RNA. NCBI's taxonomy places the organism in Eukaryota, Fungi, Glomeromycota, Glomeromycetes, Archaeosporales, Ambisporaceae. The record is from the annotation of a GenBank genome assembly.